AUGGAGAAAUACGACAAAAAAAAAUUAAUCGGUUCUGGAGCUUUUGGUCAAGCGUGGCUUAUUCAACUUAAAACGGAUGAUAAAAAAUAUGUCAUGAAAGAAAUCAAAAUUGCUAAAAUGGGCAAAAAAGAACGUGAUGAUGCACGAAAAGAAGUUAAAGUCCUUAGUGAAAUGAAACAUCCAUAUAUCGUUUCAUAUGUUGAAUCAUUUGAAGAUCCAACUAGUUUAUUUAUCGUAAUGGACUAUUGUGAUGGAGGUGAUUUGCAUACACGUAUACAAGCACAGCAUGGAGCUUUAUUUAAUGAAGAGCUAAUAUUAGAUUGGUUUGUACAAAUAACUUUAGCACUUAAACAUGUUCAUGAUAGAAAAGUACUUCAUCGUGAUAUUAAAUCACAAAAUGUCUUUCUAACACGUGAAGGUUGUGCAAAAUUAGGUGAUUUUGGAAUUUCAAAAGUUUUAAAUACUACCUGUGAAUUAGCGCGUACACAAAUAGGUACACCAUAUUAUUUAUCACCGGAAAUUUGUCAACAGAAGCCAUAUAAUAAUAAAUCAGAUGUUUGGAGUCUUGGUUGUGUUCUAUAUGAAUUAACUGCUCUCAAACAUGCUUUUGAUGCUAAUAAUAUGAAUGGCCUUAUUAUGAGAAUCGUUCGUGGUUCGUUUAACUCAAUUCCUCCGAAAUUUAGUGCCGAUUUACGAAACUUAAUAGCAUCUAUGCUUAAAAGAGAACCUCGCGAACGUCCAUCUGUUAAUACAAUUUUACGAAAACCAUUUAUCUAUCGGCGGAUUCCAAAACAUUUAGCAGAAGAUGUACAUCAAGCUGAAUUCAAUCAUACUGUUUUACAUGGACAACGAUUAUCUGUUGAUCUUGCACAUCCAAAUCCACCGGCAAUAUCUCGUCCAGUCUCAGCUCCAAGAGCAAAUCCUGUUCUUCUGCCACCACCAAUUUCUUCUCGUCCAAAUUCAGCAGCACCAAGAGUAAUACCCUACGAACCGGUAAGGGUAUAUCCAGGACCAUCACCAAUAAAACGUCCAGUUUCUGCAACACCUUCUGCUGCCGUCAAUCGAGUAUCACAAGAUAAAAAGCCAAAUGAUGUUAUUCGAAAACCAGUUCUAUCUGUUGACAAAGAAAAUGAAAUCGAAAAACGACGUAGAGAACUUGCCAAACAAAAAGAAGCACGAGAAAAACAAGCCAAAGAAGAAGUAGAGAAUUUAGCGAAAAAGCAACAAGAAUUAAUUGAAAAAGAUAAACACGUACUUAUUAAUCGAGAUCGAGAAAGAAAUCGUUUACUAUUAAGUCAUAGUAGUUCGGAUCUACCAGUUAAUAAUAAACAACAAAUUGCAUCACCAGUAGUAGUAAAACCUAAAAUAAACCCGGUGUCUACGCCUUCAUCAGGAAGAGAAUCGGCCGCAGCAUCACCUAUGCCAAGCGCAGCAAAAGCAGUUAAUUAUGAUCAAUAUCACGAAUUAUUAGAUCAGCAUAAACAGAAAAUGACUGAUGGAGAACGAAAUAUGGAUCAAUGGAAUAUCGUUAAUCAAUCUCAAAAACCUAAUUCUCAUGUUCAACUAUAUCAAAAACCAGUUAUUGGCAAUCCUAAUUUACGUCGAACACCAGGUGCCAAUGUUGGUCGGCCGGUUGCAUUGAGAAAUGAAUAUCUAGAGAAUAGACGUCAGGCUCUGUUGAACAAGGCUCGUGGUCAAGGUUACGCUGGCGGAGCUCCUGCUGUGGCUAAUCCAAAUGUCGGCGUUGUUGGUCAUAUGGCUGCUGAAAUGAAUCGAAAUCUUGAAGAAAUCCGUCGAAAAAAUCUUAUAGGCAAACGAGAAAUAAACGGUAAACCACCAACUGCAUACAAAAAACCGUUGGCUAUGAAUAAACCAAUCAAUGCCAAUCAAGUCGAUGAAAGAUAUCGUUCAGGAUACGAUCAGCAGGUUGUUCUAACUCAAAAAGAAAAAGAAGAGAAGCAAACUCAAGAAGCUUUAAAAAGGAUUGAACCGGUGAACAAUAAUUUGACUGAACUAUUAAAUGAUAUAGGUGGUCAAUCAUCUAGUGCGAAUCAAAAUAAAAAGAAAGCUAUUUUACAAAAUGUAAAUGAACGAAGUGUUCGAGAGGCUUGGCAAAGUCGUGGUGGUCCACCGAAAUCUCGUUCACAAUGGAAUCAACAACCCGUUCUGGAUUCAGCAGUUCUUAAUCGUCAAUCUAUAAUGAAUGAUUCAAGUCUAACUGAUUUAAAUAUCCAUGGGCAAGCAAUGAACUUAGCUAGUGUAAACACACCUAGACGCCCACAAUGGGGUGGUGGAUCACCAGGUACAAUUAUUAAUGUACUUGAACAAGCAAGUGUUUAUGAUCAUACAAUAUUAGACGCACCGAAGAAUGAAACAUCGGAUGUUAGUUUAAUGGCAUUGGCAAAUCGAAUGAAUCUGGAUCGAAAAAAUGACACUUACGUUAUAAGUAGUUCAAAGCCAGUCCCACCUUCUCAUCCCGUGAUUGGUACACUUGCAAAACCUAAAGAAAACGAUUUAGUCGUGGAAGAAUUGAAUGAAACAUUGAAAUCCCAAGUGCAACCUAACACAGAAGCAAAAUCUGCAAUAAUAGAAGAUAAGGAUGAACUCGUCGAAUGUUUAACCACAGGACGUUUUGAUGCUAAAAAUAGACAUCUUCUUCGUACAGUUUCCAAUCCUGAAUUACAUAAAAUUGAUGAAAUACCUGAAGAAAUAAUGAUGGAAUCAACAAAAUUGAAUCGAAGUCUAACUGAUAUUAAACAGUCAUGUAAAGAACCAUCCUUUUUAAGUACGAAAAGAAUAAUCACCACUGCUGUUGCUGCGAAGAGCAAUAGUGAUUCAAAUUCAAGUGAUCAAACGUCAGAAUCUGCAGAUGAAGAUGAUAUGCAAACAUUAUCAUUAGCUUUACAAAGUUGUCUAAUUGAUGAUGAAAAUGAAGACGAAAAUGAAAGAAAAUAUUCAGCCAGUGAACCUGUGAUACAAACAGAUAAAUCAAAAGCAUCAAUAACACAAUGCGACGAUGAUGAUGAUGAUGAUAACGAUGACGAUGAUAUUUGGUGCAAUCAAGAAGAUGAAGAUAAUCUUGAACAUUGUGUUAAACUUGAUCGUGAAAAAGAAGCACAGCUACGUGAAGUUCUCGGUGAUGAAACAAUUGAAAUCGUACGCGAAGCACUCAAAAACAAUGAUGGAGAUCCACAAAAUUUAUCCAGUAUUUUACCGGAAAACAAACGUUAUCUUGUUGACACAGAUGCUUUAUUAACGUUGAUAACAAUGAAUGCACGAUUUAUGACUAAAUAA
Rotaria socialis is the source of this 3294-nucleotide messenger RNA. The record is from the annotation of a GenBank genome assembly. Lineage: Eukaryota; Metazoa; Rotifera; Eurotatoria; Philodinida; Philodinidae.